Molecule: messenger RNA, 1494 nt
Organism: Tarenaya hassleriana
Lineage: Eukaryota; Viridiplantae; Streptophyta; Magnoliopsida; Brassicales; Cleomaceae
Product: mitogen-activated protein kinase kinase 1-like
Exons: 8
Coding region: 122-1285 (387 amino acids)
Biological process (GO): MAPK cascade; protein phosphorylation
Molecular function (GO): ATP binding; MAP kinase kinase activity
Source: RefSeq, a predicted model, not a curated record
GAAAGGGGGAGGGGAUUGGGAGGAAGGGAAGAAACAAACAACCAUUCGUCGUCGUCGUCGUCGUCGUCUUCCUCGUUGACUGCUUUCCAUUUAUUUCACACAUACUGAUCUCCGACUGUGUAUGUAUAUGCCACACACGUGUGGAGAUCUUCCUUCAAUAGUGUUCUCUUCUCCAGGGAGGGACGCCUCGAGGCUCGAUCAAGUCAUGAAGAGAAGCUGCUUGAGCCCUAAUCUCAACCUCUCUAUCCCUCCUUCCGAGCAAUCCAUCUCUAAAUUCCUAACUCAGAGCGGGACGUUCAAGGACGGCGACCUGCGAGUGAACAAGGAUGGAAUCCAACUCGUCUCUCAGUCCGAGCCCGGGGCUCCACCUCCAAUCAAGCCAUUGGAUGACCAAUUGAGCUUAGCUGAUCUUGAGGUGAUUAAAGUCAUCGGAAAGGGAAUCAGCGGAAAUGUCCAGUUAGUGAAACACAAACUGACCUGUCAGUUUUUCGCUCUUAAGGUCAUUCGGCUUAACAUCGAAGAAUCAACAUGUCGGGCUAUUUCUCAGGAGCUGAGGAUAAACCUGUCGUCACAAUGUCCAUAUCUGGUUUCAUGCUAUCAGUCUUUCUGUCAUAAUGGAUCUGUUUCAAUCAUUCUAGAGUUCAUGGACGGUGGAUCCCUUUUUGAUCUUCUAAAAAAGGUUGAGAGAAUCCCCGAGAACAUCCUCGGUGCCAUCUGUAAGCAAGUGCUCCAAGGUCUGACUUAUCUUCACCACGAGAGGCGGAUAAUUCACCGUGACCUGAAACCGUCCAAUCUGUUGAUCAAUCACAGAGGUGAAGUCAAGAUCACAGAUUUCGGGGUCAGUAAGAUCUUGACGAACACGACCAGCCUAGCAAACUCGGUCGUGGGAACGUACCAUUAUAUGUCUCCGGAGAGAAUCAAUGGAUAUCCUUACGGGAACAAGAGUGAUAUUUGGAGCUUAGGCUUGUUAUUGCUCGAAUGCGCAACUGGUAAAUUCCCUUACUCUCCUCCAGAGCAUGGGGAGAGAUGGACGAGCGUGUAUGAAGUGAUGAACGCCAUUGUUGAGAACCCACCUCCUUCUGCUCCGUCCGACCAGUUCUCGACCGAGUUUUGCUCGUUCGUCUCUGAGUGCAUAAAGAAGAACCCAGAAGACAGAAAAUCAGCAAAGGAGCUUUUGGAACAUGGGUUCGUGAAAAGGUACGAUGAGUCAAGCGUGGAUCUCUCGUCUUAUUUCUCCAACGCAGGUUCCUUGACUCCCACGCUACCUAACCGAGAUCGAAUGUGAAGAAACUCUUAAAUUAUGAAUUAUUUAUUUCUUAUAAAGUAUAUAUAUAUAUAUAUAUGCUUUGUUUGAUUCCCUCUCUGUCUCCAAAUCGAAUAAUGUAGUGAUUGAUAAUGAACAGGUGGUUUGGUUUCACAACAUUGAACAAAAUAGUAGUCAAAUUACAAUUUCGCCCCGAGGAAAAAUAUAAAAGGGCUUGUUUUGAUUGUGAA